UGAACGAGAUGCUCUCGGAUACCAUUGUCCUUGAAACACCUGCAAUGCCUCCAUCUGCGAAGCCCGCAACUACGAACGGCUCCGCUCCAACUGGCACCGGUAAGUCAACCACUUAACCCGGAAUCAGUCCUUUGGUGGGGAUUUUAUGAUUAUCCUUUUUUGGCGUUUCGAUCUCCUGUCAUCUAUCGGGCAACACCUCUUGGUGCUGACAAAAGUCCUGUCGCGACACACAGCGCGAGAACAAGCACCUGCCAAACCAGCGAGCGGGGCAGAAAAUGGGAAUGCCGCGUUCCCACCACCCAAAGCGGACAAGCCGAGGCCGCACGUCUGCGGGACCUGUUCACGCUCCUUUGCACGGCUCGAGCAUUUGAAGCGUCACGAACGAUCUCACACAAAGGAGAAGCCCUUUGAAUGUCCCGAGUGUACCAGAUGCUUUGCUCGAAGGGACUUGCUUUUGCGCCAUCAACAAAAGCUCCACAUGACCGCCACCGCCGCGUCGCGACCACGAAACGGCCGCCGUGAGAGCAGCAACACUGUCGCUGGCGUUGGUUCCGGGCGUGUCCGCAAGAACUCUGUUGCCACGAGUAAUGUCGCCAGCGCUGGGGUCCACAACGCGUCGGCGGCUCGCCCUCGAGCAAACACCAUUAGUCACAUCGAUAACAGUACGCUCGGCAUGGUUGCAGCUGCGAACGCCUCCACCGCCCGGAGUCGCGACAUGGGGGUGAACCACAGCCAUCACCCCAGCCUCGAUCACCUGCCGACCGGCUUCAGUUUCCACGCUGGCCUGCCCAGCGCCCCUGCGCACCUGCAGGGCCUCUCCAAGCUGGACACACAUGGGCUCAAUAUUGACAUGUCUGGGGGCCUACGAACCGCCCCGCCCUUUGGUGGUCCCGGUUCAGAGUUCGAUUUUGACAACCUCUUUGGUCCCGGCUCAACAAUCAAUCCGGCUCAGCUUCACUUCAAUGAUUCGCCGCAAUCCAUGGGCAUGAAUGAGCUGCCGGCUGGGUUUCCAAUCCGCCCUCCCAUGCUGGAGGAGGACGAAAACCUGGACUGGAUGAAGGGCUUUGAACAUUCCAUGUCCUUCACCAAUGCCAAUGAUCCACCCGUUGACGGAUCUUCACCGUCGGUGCUGAGCACCGCGAGCCAGAGCGGUAUUAGUGAGAUUAUGCUCGACGGCUCCAAUAAUCCAGCACAUCGCGCCAGUGCGCUGUGGCAGAAUAGUAUGAUUCCCAAUGCCCGCAUGGGCAGCUUCUUCAUGGACCUCCCGCCUUCUGCCUUUUCCGAAAUGGCGCCUCCCGGCACGGUGUCGCCCAAGACCUUGCAGGCCCAAAAUGGCAUGAAUGACCCAUAUCUUUCUCCUCCUGCUCUUCAAGCACUCAGUCCUCCCAUGGCCUCUGCCGAUCACAGUCACUUCUUCCAUCCCGCAACCUUCAACUCUGAUUGCACGAGUACUUCGUCUGUGUCUGUCAGUGGCACGACCCACAAGAGCUCCGUCACUUCUGUGUCUAGUGACUGUGUUACGGAGGCUACUCGUCAGGCGCUGUUGGCAGGUCUAUCGCUCUCACACGAUCUCCACCAUGGUCCUCGCAAAUAUUCUAGCUCGAUUGGAAACUCUCCAAUGUCUCCAGGAUUCGUCCCUAGCCCAGCUGCAGCAAAUAUUUCCCUUCCGAGCACCUCGGACCUACAACGUUACAUUACCGCCUACGUCCAAUAUUUUCACCCACACCUUCCAUUCCUCCAUCUUCCUUCGUUGAAUUUUGACAGCCCAGCUUUCGCAAACAAUGUCGACGAUGGUCAUGCCCACUCGCUCUUUGGCCACUCUGGUGUUGCCGGCGGUGGGGGCUGCUUGAUUCUCGCCAUGGCUGCCAUUGGCGCGCUGUACGAAUACGACGCGGGACCAUCCAAGAGUCUGUUUGAGGCGGCCAAGAAGAUGAUUCACAUUUACCUUGAAGAGCGCCAUAAAUCAGGCUUGUCGGCAGCAAUGGGCGGCAAGGCCGGUCCCGACCUCGCCUCUGAACAGACGCCUCUGUGGCUCAUUCAGGCGAUGCUGCUGAAUGUCAUUUACGGCCACAAUUGCGGAGACAAGACGGCGGCCGAUAUUGCUAGUACCCACUGCGUCGCUCUUGUUCGACUUGCUCGGGCGGCAGAGCUUGCGCGGCCUUUGCCGCCGAUGCCAUCUACUCGCCACCACGCAACCUAUCCGUUUAGCGGGCCGUUGGCAGGGGAAGACACGGAUAUGCACGACGCCUCUGGCAAUUCUGACUAUUGGAAUCUGGGAUUCCAUCUGGACGGCCAUGAUGAACAGGCCGAAUGGCAGCAGUGGAGAGUUGCCGAGGAGCGGAAGCGAACACUUUACGCCAUCUUUGUCUUCUCCAGCCUUCUUGUGUCGACUUACAAUCAUCAACCGGCGCUCACCAACUCGGAGGUUCAGCUCGAUUUGCCGUGCGAAGAAGAGCUGUGGAACGCGGAGACUGCACAGGCAUGGCAAGCCAAGGGCGGCGCAUCAAUUGUUGAGCAAAAGGCGGUUCCUUUUGCAACAGCUUUGAGCACUCUUCUUACAGCAAAUCAACGACGUCAGAGCCAGCAAGCUCAGCCUCAGCCUUUUCAUGGACAGUUUGGCCCAGGGUACCAGAUGGAGGACAUCCUGCAGAGUGACCUCAAGCCGAGCACGUUUGGAUGCCUCGUGCUCAUUAGCGCUCUGCACAAUUACAUUUGGGAGACGCGACAACGGCAUCUGGGAAGGCAAUGGACUCCGCAAGAAGUCGAGGCCAUGCAUGCUCACUUGGAGCCUGCUCUCAAGGCAUGGCAAGCCGCAUGGGCGAGCAACCCCAAUCACAGCCUUGACCGACCAAAUCCGUUUGGGUUGGGUCCUCUGUCUGCCGAUAGCAUUCCGCUUUUGGACUUGGCCUAUGUGAGCUUGUUUGUCAACUUGGGCCCAUCCAAGGAGUGUUUUUGGCAACGGAACUGGGAUGGCAUGGCCGAAGAGCUGGCCAGAGGUGCUCAGAUUGUAUACUCCAUGGAGCAUUCGCCGAGCAGCUCGGGCAAUUCUCCGUCGGACGCAUCGGAGCUUGUUUCUAGCAACGGCACGCUCGGCUCGCCGCACACGACGGUGUCAUCGCCGGAUCGAAACCCUGCUGCUGCUACUGCUGCCGCCCAUCAGCACCGCAGAAGCGUAAGCAUGCUGGGUCCAGAUCAUCAUGAUCAUUCUGGACAGUCAACUAAGCGCGAGCGCCAUCUCCGUAAAGCUGCAUUCUACGCUGCCGACUCCUUGUCCAUGUCUGACAAACUUGGAAUCUCGUUCAACGACCUGACAUCCCGGGAGCUUCCCAUCCAGUCCAUCAUGUGCGCAUUUGACUGCGCGCAGGUCUUGGCAGAAUGGGUGGCCACUGUCCAAGAGCGCGUAGGCCGCUACCUGGGCGUUCUCGGCCGCGAUGAGAUUGACUACACUCAAGUGCCGGGCAUUAUGCUUUUGGAAGAUGAAGACUGCAAGCUUCUGGAUAAGAUCAAAGAAGUGCUCAACGGGGCGGAGAUUCGACUCAGUUGCGAGCAUGGCGGCAUGGAUGGCAUGGCUGCGAGAGCUGCAAUGAUUGGUCUUUCCAGCAAUGACCAAUGCGGUUUUGGUGCAAAGAUUUUGCUUGUCACCGCUCACAUGCUAGAGAAGGGGCCCGUAUGGCCCGUGACUCGGCAGAUGGUCAAUGCACUACAGACUCAGGCCGGUCACAUGAAGGCCAGAGUUGAAGCCUCUGUUGCUCCUCGGGAGUAGUAAUCCACCACGACGUCAAUGCGUCAAUGUUGUUGAUGUCUCUCACACUCACUAUUAUCAUGUUUUGCCACGAUCACGACCAGCUACCACGAGAAAAAGCCAAGCCCAUUUGCAACGACAACGUUUUUGCGACGAUUACGAAACGACUUUUUUUUUAACAAAAUUAUUUCUCCCCUUCCCAACCUCAGUCAUGGGAUCGUUCUUGUACAGCUUUGGAACGAAAACCCUGCAGCUUUCUUUCUUGACGAUGACGAUUAUAUUCUACCGUACAAAAACGUUUCCCAUUUCCCAUUUUUGGAUCUUGUGAACCCCAUAGAGCGUGCACACACACAUACUCGGCAUUGCACGCCUCGGACCCGGU
Molecule: messenger RNA, 4124 nt
Organism: Xylona heveae TC161
Lineage: Eukaryota; Fungi; Ascomycota; Xylonomycetes; Xylonales; Xylonaceae
Exons: 1
Coding region: 146-3763 (1205 amino acids)
Biological process (GO): DNA-templated transcription; regulation of transcription by RNA polymerase II
Cellular component (GO): chromatin
Molecular function (GO): RNA polymerase II cis-regulatory region sequence-specific DNA binding; DNA-binding transcription factor activity, RNA polymerase II-specific; zinc ion binding
Source: RefSeq, a predicted model, not a curated record